UUUUGUCUUUCCGUUGAUCCCGCUGCCCGAGCUUCUUCCUCCCACCCGUCGCCGCGGACUGCGAAACUCCAGUUCCACCUCCCGGAGCCCGACUCAGUCCAGACUUGGGUUCUCCCCCCCCUCUUAUUUUCCUAUUUGCUUCAUGCUACUCCCCCUCCCCUAUUCCUUCGUUCAGGUUCUAUCUAAUCCCUGUGCCAGGAGAGUUCCCUAACCCACCCUGCUCAGCAAGGGCCCCCCCGCCCCGGUAUCGCCCUGUGGGGGACCGCCAAUGCCCCCCAUCCCCGCCCUCCUGUUAGCGGCGACCCUCUUUCCUUGAAGGGCCGAGCCGCCCCCCUCUCUGGGCGCGCCAUGUCGAGCGAGGAGAGCUACCUGGCCAUCCUGCGCUACCUGACCAACGAGCGGGAGCCUUACGCGCCGGGCACCGAAGGCAACGCCAAGCGCAAGAUCCGCAAGGCCGCCGCCUGCUACGUGGUGCGCGGCGGCACUCUCUACUACCAGCGCCGGCAGCGGGACCAGCAGCGCUUCGCCGAGCUCGAGGUGGUGUUGCAAGCCGAGCGCCGCGCCCGGCUUAUUCGGGCCGCGCACCUGGAGGUCGACGGCACCCACCGCACCCGCCUGCAGACCUGGCAGCGCCUCUCCAGGCGGUACUGGUGGCGAGGUAUUCUAAAGCAAGUCAAAGAUUACAUUAAAGAAUGUAGCAAGUGCCAAGAAAAAUUAGAUCGCUCCAGAUCCUUGUCAGAUCCUUCUGAAAUGUUGGAAGAGCUUGGAUUAGACACAGCAUUGCCUGAAGACAGCAAUGAAACAGAUGAUGAAUUAAGUAAUUGCUCCUCGGCUCCCAGUUGCCUCACCAAAGCCUGUGAAAAGAAGCCAAUAGCCAAACAUGAGCUUGUAUUUUGUAAGUUGCAUUUAGGAUAUCUUGUGGAUAGCAAAGGCCUGGUGAAACAGACUUCUUCAAAGCAUUCUCAGUCGGUCUUGAACCAGCUGAACCAACAGCUGCUUUCCAGUCAAUUUUGUGACGCUACUUUGCUCAUUGAAGGAGAAGUGUACAAACUGCUUUUGGCAGCUAAUAGCUUAUACUUCAGGGAACUCUUCGAAAAAAGGAGCUGUUUCCAGUCACGAGCUGUCGUGGAUCUUUCAGGGUUUUGCAAGGCCAGCUUUCUCCCUUUAUUGGAAUUUGCUUAUACCUCAGAAUUGACUUUUGAUUUUUGUAACAUGGCAGAAGUGGCAGUGCUGGCUCGACAUCUCUUCAUGACGGAAGUCCUAGAAAUCUGUGAAAAUGUGCACAAACAAAUGGAAGACAAACAAAUCACGGUGUAUCAGAAAGGGGAUGUUCAGGUAGUUGAAGUAGCUCAGAAUCUUUUAGAGCAGACUGAAAAUGGGGCAAACCCUGCAGACAGCACUGAGCAGCCUUCACCCACAGACAAUGAAGUCACAACUGUGAAUGGAGCAUAUUCAAGCACUGAAGUGGACGAGGUGACUGCGCCAGAGGCUGUCCUGCAAACUAUACCAGAACCCCCUGUGGACAAUUCUCCAAAGUCUGUGGUGCAUUCUACUGAUAUAGAAACAACUGAAAGUAAUGUAAAAACACCAACGGAGGAAGGCAUCACUGAUCAGAGUGUAUCUGUGGAGCAGUCUGAGGCUCCAGCAACAGAACAAGAAGUUGUCAGCAUGCCAGCAGAAAGUGAGGCUGAUAAAAAUGUGAGCAGCGAACAAAACGUAAGCAGUGAAUUAACUGCAGAUGCUGCUGCUGAAGAUUCCCAGGAAGGACUUAAGCGAAAACGCGGUAGGCCAUGUAAAACACAAAGUGCUCCACUGCCUCAGUCACAGACCUCCGUUUCCAGUCAAGAUGACACUUACAAAAGCAAGCUUCGCCAACGGUCUGUCAGCGAAGGUGGCUAUAUCAAGUUGCACAAGGGCAUUGAGAAAAAACUGCAGAACAGAAAGUCGGCCAACAAAUCAGCCAUUCAACAGGUUGCCAUGAAGUUAGUGCAAAGAGGCAAAAAGAUGAAGCAGCCCAAGAGAGACCCUGUGGAGCACAAUGAGCCAGAAGCACAGCACAAAUGUAGUGAAUGUGGAAUGGUUUUUCAGAGACGUUAUGCCCUUAUAAUGCACACACUGAAACAUGAAAGGACGAAAAAUUACAAAUGCCCACUGUGCAAAAAAGAGUUCCAGUAUGGUGCCUCAUUACGAGCUCACCUUGUUCGUCAUACCCGAAAAAACGAAGUGACUGUUGCGACUGCUAGUAUUGAAGAGAGUGGCACAGCUGCAAAGGGCAGAACUAAACGGGAGUUUAUAUGUGACAUAUGUGGAAGAAGUUUGCCUAAAUUCUAUUCUCUGAGAAUUCAUAUGCUGAAACAUACAGGUGUAAAACCACAUGCAUGUAAGAUGUGUGGUAAAUCAUUUACCUACAAGCAUGGUUUAAAGAUGCAUCUUGCACUUCAUGAGGCACAGAAACAGUUUAAAUGUGAAUUGUGUGAGAAGUCAUUUGUCACAAAACGAAGCCUUCAGGAGCAUGUGAGCAUUCACACAGGAGAAUCAAAAUACUUUUGUUCACACUGUGGAAAAUCUUUCCAUAGAGCUUCAGGACUUAGUAAGCAUAUAAAGAAGCACCAGCCAAAACCUGAAAUUCGUGGAUAUCAAUGUACUCAAUGUGAGAAAAGUUUCUACGAACUUCGAGAUCUCCGUCAGCAUAUGAAUAAGCAUCUUGGGGUGAAACCAUUCCAGUGUGAAUUUUGUGGAAAGUGCUACAGCUGGAAGAAAGAUUGGUAUUCUCAUGUGAAGUCACAUUCUGUUACAGAUCCCUACAAGUGCAAUGUCUGUGGCAAAGAAUUCUAUGAGAAAGCUUUGUUCAGAAGACAUGUCAAAAAAGCCACUCAUGGAAAGAAAGGGAGAGCCAAACAAAACUUGGAACGUGUAUGUGAACAUUGUGGGAGGAAAUUCACUCAGCUGCGGGAAUACAGAAGACACAUGAAUAACCAUGAAGGAGUUAAACCCUUCGAAUGUCUCACCUGUGGAGUGGCCUGGGCUGAUGCACGUUCUUUAAAGCGGCACGUGAGGUCACAUACUGGAGAACGACCUUAUGUUUGUCCGGUGUGCAACGAAGCCUACAUCGAUGCCCGUACCUUGAGGAAGCAUAUGACCAAAUUCCACCGGGAUUAUGUACCUUGUAAAAUUAUGCUGGAAAAGGACACACUGCAGUUUCACAAUCAAGGGACACAAGUGGAGCAUGCCAUCAGUAUUUUAACAUCUAAUGCAGCAGAACAAGAAACAGAGAUGUGUGGUGAAGAGAUGUGUGGUGAAGAAAUUGAGACAGUUGUAGUAACUGAAGAAACUCUUGACUCUGUUGCAGCUACUGAAGAGUGCACAACAGUUUCUACUCUUUCUGACCAAAGUAUCAUGCAGGUAGUCAAUUAUGUGUUGGCACAACAGCAAGGACAGAAAAUAGCUGAGGUUACAGAAGCUAUUCAGACUGUAGAAGUUGAAGUAGAACAUGUUUCUGAUCCGGACUGAACACAAAUGUUCUCUAAUGCAGGAUGACUUCAAUGGAACAGCAUGCAGCUGUCAAAUUAUUACCAGUCAGAAUGGCUGGAUGUCUAAAGUAAUACAAAAGUAUCAGAACUCUGUUUGAGUUUCUUCACUGUAUAAUACCAACGUGUGUAAAUAAAAUUGGAGGCCUGAACCAUAAACUGAUCUUGUACUAAGAUUACUGCAUCCAUUGUAAUCACUUCAUUAAAAAGUAAUCUAAAAAUAAAGUCUUCUGUGUGAUGGUGGUAGGUUUGCCGUAGGUUUUCUUCCUUUGCAGACUUUGUGUGUGUAUACACACACGCAAACACAGUUGUUUAAUUCAUUGAAGUAAUUCAUUAUACCAAAGAUUUGUGUGAGUCACAACUCUACCCCCACCCCCAUGGUAGCCAUACUUACUCACAAGGCAUACUGAAGGCCAGGAUGGGGCUGUGCUCUUGAAGCUAAUCAUGAGUCAUUUGCCAAUACAGGUGAAUAUUGUGGUCAUGGGCAUGAUUGUGUAAGAUAGUCUGAUAUGCUCAUUUAUACUUUUUUUUGUACUUAAGUCUAGCAUACACAGAUGGUGGAAAGCUGUGUUUUGUGAAGUUUUCUGAUGGAAAUUAAGUUGUAAUCAAGUGUGAUCUUUGCAACUGUCCACUAAGUGGCAGGUAGCCUCACAGAGAAACUAAUAUACAUGCAUUUGUAAAUUCCCCCUUUUGUUGUCUUUUGCAUAACCUAAGGUUGCAGUUUAUGAAACAAAAUAUGUUUGUACAUUUUAUUUAUAUGAAGUUUUUGUGAAAUUAUGCUGUAAUUAAAGAAAUAUAAUACCAAAAGGAA
Molecule: messenger RNA, 4338 nt
Organism: Sphaerodactylus townsendi
Lineage: Eukaryota; Metazoa; Chordata; Lepidosauria; Squamata; Sphaerodactylidae
Gene: ZBTB11
Product: zinc finger and BTB domain containing 11
Biological process (GO): regulation of cytokine production; negative regulation of transcription by RNA polymerase II; regulation of immune system process
Molecular function (GO): protein binding
Source: RefSeq, a predicted model, not a curated record